Molecule: messenger RNA, 1341 nt
Organism: Monosiga brevicollis MX1
Lineage: Eukaryota; Choanoflagellata; Craspedida; Salpingoecidae
Exons: 1
Coding region: 1-1341 (446 amino acids)
Biological process (GO): regulation of transcription by RNA polymerase II
Molecular function (GO): transcription factor binding
Source: RefSeq, a predicted model, not a curated record
AUGAGUAUCCCCAUCCUGGCGCUGACAACGGAUGAGAUUGCGCUGGCCAAGGCUUUUAUCACAGCCGCCUCACAUGGGGAGCUGGAGGUGAUUCAACAGCUUGUCGAGUCGGGGCAGGUGGACAUCAACAUGCGCCGCCGUCGCGGCGAUCAGACGGCCCUGCACGCGGCAGUGUUGGCUCGCAAGGUGCCCGUGGUCGAGUACCUCGUCAAGCGCGGUGCCAACUGCAACGAAAUCAAUGGCAAAGGCAAGACGCCAUUUUGGCUCGGCUGUGCCGUGGCCCUGCCACAAGAAACGCUUGAGCUGAUGCUUGACCAUGGUGCCGAUAUUCUUCAAUCCUGUGCUCGCACCGGCGAUCUACCAUUGCAAGGCGCCCGCGAGCAAACCUCCAACGCGGGUCUCUGCCGUUGGCUUCAGGGCUUGACGGACGAGGCCCUCGAGGCACGCGAGGCUUCUGGUGCUGGAGCAGCACGCCCAGGCUUCCAACGCUGCCCCCUCUGCUACUUUCAGUACCGUGUGCGCGGUCGCUGCUAUUACUUUUAUCAGGACAUUGCCCAGGACACGCACCCAUAUGUGCAGCAGUAUCGCCAUCUCAAGGCUGCCGAUGCCCUUGUGGCCAAGGCCGGCUACCAUCGGCUGGGCAACAAAGCCCACUUACGCAAGGAAAUUUCCGAGAGUCUCAGCAUCUACAAUGCGCUCACUGAUCUUCUGCAGACUCGCUCCAUAACCUGGUCUGAUCUCUGCGUCAUUGAUCUCUGUGCGGGCUGUUCCUUGACCACCGUCAUCAUUGGCGAGGAACAUCCGGAGACGCGUGUCUUGGCCAUCGACCGCAUGAGUGAGUAUUUGGUUCCACACUUUCAAGACAACAUGUCCUACCAUCGGCACGACAUUAUGCACGACGAUUUCCUCUCCGCCAUGGCCGCGCAGUGCCAGGGUCGCAAGCAUUGCGUUGUCAUUGGCAUGCAUCUGUGUGGCACGCUUUCCGUGCGCGCCAUCGACCUCGCCGUGGCCUUGCCCACCUGCCUGGGCCUCAUCCUCUCGCCUUGUUGCAUGCCAACGAAAAAGUCUGAACUCAACGUAACGCGUGAACAAGUCUUUGAUAACGACACGGAUCGCUACGCUUUUUGGUGCCGCUGGUUGACCGCCCGCAUGACUGAUGCCGGGUUUGUUGAACCACGGCUCUGGAUUGACGAGCAAAUUCUCUCUGAUCGCAAUGCGCUCAUCUUGGGCACACGGCCAGCUCCCGUUGACGCGAUACCAGAGGCUAACCGGUCACCAUCACCACCUCUGCAGAACGAGGCCUCGUGCAGUGCCGCCGCUGCGCCAGUUGCGCCCGAGUAA